GCGUCCGCCCCUUGUCCUUCCUCCCCUCACUUUCUGGUGCCUCUGGCAGUAGGGCGCGCAACACAACACACUGACAGCCGCGACUUACAACCUAGGAGGGGAAGAUGGAGCCGAGAGAAACCGACUUCAAUAUACUGCUAGCGACCGACUCCUACAAGGUGACUCAUUACAAACAGUACCCCCCCAACACAAGUAAAGUGUACUCCUACUUCGAGUGCCGCGAGAAAAGGACGGAUCCCAGCAAAAGCAGAAAAGUCAAAUAUGACAAAACCGUCUUUUACGGCCUGCAGUACAUCCUUCACAAAUACUUAAAAGGAAAGGUAGUGACUCCAGAGAAGAUCCAGGAAGCAAAGGAGGUGUACAGGGAACAUUUCCAGGACGAUGUUUUUAAUGAGAAAGGCUGGACUUAUAUUUUGGAGAAAUACAACGGCCAUCUUCCCAUCGAAAUCAAGGCGGUGCCAGAAGGAAGCGUCAUUCCCAGAGGCAAUGUUUUGUUCACAGUGGAGAGCACAGAUCCCGAAUGCUACUGGCUCACUAACUGGGUGGAGACUAUUCUUGUUCAGAUCUGGUACCCGAUUACAGUGGCAACCAACUCCAGAGAGCAAAAGAAGAUCCUUGCCAAGUACCUCAUGGAGACUUCUGGGAACCUGGAGGGACUGGAGUAUAAACUGCAUGACUUUGGCUACAGGGGUGUGUCUUCACAAGAGACUGCGGGCAUUGGAGCCUCCGCUCAUUUGGUGAACUUCAAGGGCACAGACACGGUGGCCGGCAUCGGAGUCAUUAAGAAGUACUACGGCACCAAGGACCCAGUGCCAGGCUUUUCAGUACCUGCAGCUGAGCACAGCACCAUAACAGCAUGGGGGAAGGACCAUGAAAAAGACGCCUUUGAGCACAUCAUCAAGCAGUUCCCCAACGUGCCUGUGUCCAUCGUCAGUGACAGCUACGACAUCUACAACGCCUGCGAGAAGAUCUGGGGAGAGGACCUGCGGCCGCUGAUAGAGGCCCGCAGCGCAGACGCCCCGCUGGUCGUCCGACCGGACUCGGGAAACCCGCUGGACACGGUUUUGAAGGUUUUGGAGAUACUCGGCAAGAAGUUUCCGACGCACGAGAACGCUAAAGGUUUCAAAGUGCUGCCUCCUUACAUCAGAGUCAUUCAAGGAGACGGAGUCGAUAUCAACACACUGCAGGAGAUAGUGGAGGGUAUGAAACAUCACAUGUGGUCCAUCGAGAACAUUGCCUUUGGAUCCGGAGGGGCUUUGUUGCAAAAACUGACCAGAGAUCUGCUCAACUGCUCAUUCAAAUGCAGCUACGUGGUGACGAACGGACUGGGGGUGAAUGUGUUCAAGGAUCCGGUGGCAGACCCCAACAAGAGGUCAAAGAAAGGUCGCCUGUCUUUGCACCGGACGCCAAGCGGAGAUUUUGUCACUUUAGAGGAGGGCAAGGGGGAUCUGGAGGAGUAUGGAGUGGACCUGCUGCACACGGUGUUUCAGAACGGGAAGAUUGUGAAGAACUACACAUUUGAUGAAGUCAGAGACAAUGCCAAGCUGAAAGACGGCGAGCUUGAGGAGCUGCUGCACUGAGCGCGGCCUCCCCAGGCCCCCCGACAUGUUCUAAAGCCUAAAAGAAGUCGUACUCCCAGAUCCUCACCUUUUCACCCUUCAACAUCAAAAAUGGAGGCAUUUAAAAUUACAAAAAAAAAAAAAAACUUUCCUGAAAACAUAAAACCCCCUGAAGAUUUUUUUAAGAAAAAAUUUUAAUCUGAAUUCCGAAAUUCUGAGGAAGUUUUAGGAGGUUAAAAAUUUGGAAACUAGUUUAUAAAGUUUAACAGAACUCCUCCUAAAGGAAAGCGAGGUAGUACAAGAAGUAAGAACGCAUACACUAAAAUACUAUCCAAUGUGCUGCUGCCUCAAAUUGAAUUUCAGCUUGUUGUUGCACUGUUAGGCCAGAAUACUUCGCAGCUUCCCUGAAUGUGUUUAGCCGGCUGCUGACGGGGCGGUGUGCCUCGACCGAGGCGGAUUGCGACAGAGGGAAAGCGGUAACACUUCUGCGUGUCGUUCUGUACAGAAAAUGGAAAAAAAAAAAAAAGCCACAAAUUUGAAGCGGCUUCGCUUUGCCCUCUAUGUGAAGGAAGAACUGAUGAUCCUUGUGAACUGCUGUGCACUGAAAACACUGAAAUACGUUAAUUAGUCAUGUUUCGCGUCACCUCGGUAGCAGUUAAUCCUAAACCCUUUAACUGUAACUAUAGAUGGUAAUGUCACGUCAUUUUCCAAAUUGUCCUGCUUUUUAAUUAAUCGUCGCAGCCUGAACUGUAGUUGCGUGUGCGCUGCCAACACGGACGCAUCGCCGAAGGUAGAGGAACGAUCGUCUCUGUGUCCCAUUAUGUUUUGCCCGCAGUGCAUUCUCAUCACGAAGAUCCAAUUCAAAGCCACAAUCUCGAGUGAAAAUAAAGUAUCCAUUCAGAA
Molecule: messenger RNA, 2462 nt
Organism: Poecilia latipinna (sailfin molly)
Lineage: Eukaryota; Metazoa; Chordata; Actinopteri; Cyprinodontiformes; Poeciliidae
Gene: nampt1
Product: nicotinamide phosphoribosyltransferase 1
Exons: 11
Coding region: 105-1580 (491 amino acids)
Biological process (GO): NAD+ biosynthetic process
Molecular function (GO): nicotinamide phosphoribosyltransferase activity
Source: RefSeq, a predicted model, not a curated record